ACCAUCUUUCUGAUCCACUGUCUAUUUAGUGUAAUUCAAGGCAAGGUCCGACGAACCGGCGCGUACCAGCCAGUUCGAACCGGUCUGGCCUGUAACUAGGCCUGUUAACGAGCCGAGUCGAGCCCGAGCCUGGGAGGCUUGGGCUUGGCUCGUUUCACAUAAGCUUGGGUUCGGGCUCAGGCUUGGGCUCAGGCUCGGGACCGAGCUCUGUAUUGGGCUCGAGCUCGGGCUUGCUUGGUGAAACAAAGGCUCGGGCUUGAGCUCGUAAAGCCCGUUUCAAUUACGAGCUCAAGCCCGAGCUCGGUCGGCCUCAGGCUUGGGCCCAAGCCCGGGCUCGGGCUCCCAUAUGAAUCCUCAAAAUUCAUAAGCGAACCCAUCAAGCUGCCGUUGGCUUUCACUCAACGGGGAAAGAGAGAAGGAGCAUCAAUGACGUGAUGAGUCAUGCUUCUCCCACAAAAAAAAAUUCCGCUGUUUCGCCCACGCUUCUCUCCGUCAUGCUACAAAACCCCCUUCUUCUCCCCCUCCUCUUCCCAAAAUGUCCUUCUCCCCCUCCUCCGCCGCCGCCACAGCCGACGACAACGCCACGCCUCCCCUCCGACCUCCUCAUCCUCCUUCUUCCUCCGGAACCUCAGCAACCUCGGCCUCGGCUAUGCCAUCGCCGCCGCCCUCGGCGUCCUUGUCCUCCUCUCCACCGUCCUCCUCGCCUCCUACAUCCACUGCCGCGCCCGCGCCCGAAGCACGAAUCCUAAUCCUAACGGUGGCGGCGCCGGCGGCAACUUCAACGGCGUCGUGCUGCCCGACGUAAUCUUCGUCGCGGAGGAGGAGGAGGACGACGAGGACAACAAUGGCGAGGAGGGCGGUCGAGGCUCCGCACCCACCGGGCUAGACGCGGCAGCGAUUAGCUCCUACCCGAGGUUCCCGUUUAGGAGAGGAGGUUUAGCAUUUGUUAUUUGCUGACAGCAUAAAAACUUAAACUAUUGGCCAAAUUGAUAUUAAUAUUUUACAAAUUGUACCAAAUAGGAGACUAAGAGCUAGAGAGGAGGUUUAGCCGUUUAGGAGACUAGGAGAGCUGGAGAGGAGGGCCUUGGCCCGUUGGAUGCAGGAUUUCCAAAUGAUCUCGACUGUCGAAUUCCAAGCUCAUUUGGUUGUGUUAAGUCACGAGCUCAUUUGGGCUCAUGAGCUGCUCGGGCUCGAGCUCGAAUUUAAACAGGCCUCAUUUUGAGCUCGGGCUCGGGCUCGUUUGACUAACGAGCCGAGCUUUUACCGAGCCGAGCCCGAGCAACUCGGCCCGUUAAUAGCCCUAUUUGUAACCGGUAUGCCGGAGCAGUAGAAACCGGUACGGGCUGGUUCUGUGCCGGAGACGAAGAAGACGAAGAGAAGGAGAGAGAGCGCGGGGAAGAGAGGGAAGGAGGAGACCCGUGGCUGCCAUUGGAGAGCCGUGGAGGGGUGGCGGAGCCUGCG
Molecule: messenger RNA, 1461 nt
Organism: Phoenix dactylifera (date palm)
Lineage: Eukaryota; Viridiplantae; Streptophyta; Magnoliopsida; Arecales; Arecaceae
Source: RefSeq, a predicted model, not a curated record